UCUCACACUUCAAGUGUUUAGUGAAGGUGGCGUUCCACUUUACAUAUGAUCCUCACUGCAUAUGUUCAGUUAACAGCAGACACAAGUAUGGUGUCAAGACAUGUUCAAAUAACGAGGAAUUAAUUACUUGAAUUUCAAACAGAGUUGUAAAUUAAUUAGAAAUUAGUAUGUGACCAUAUUACAGGCAUCAAGGAUAAACAUCUUAAUGUGAAUAUUUUCGUACUCUUUAAAUGUGUUUAUCAAGUUUCCGCUAGUAGGAAUUGACAUAAAUCAAAUUCAAGAUCGACUAUUCAAGGUUGAUCUGCUAAAGACAUAAAGAAAAAAAUCUAAGCUUAUCAUCACAGUGGUUGGUUUAUUUUCUCAUACCUUCGCCCACAAUAUCCUGAAAAAAAAUCCUCAGACAGAAGAAGCACUGGUGUGUAACAAUUACUGAAUUUUAUCAGUCAGUUUGUUUAUUUGAAGAACAAAUAUUAUAGCAAAGUCUGACAUAGUCAAAGUAGUUGGCACCAGACAUAGAUAUUUUUUUUUUCUUUGUGACAGUUUAUACUCAUCAUUCUGUUUCUGCAAACAAGAUUAUUUUGUGGUUACUGCCACAACUUUUAGGACCGAUUAUAAGUUUUUGCAAUUUCAAAUGCGAGUAAUGUGUUUUUGCAGUGGGUAAAGUCUUGUAAAGUGAGUGAUUUGACAACACAGUGCUAUGAAUGAAGAUCCAAGCUGUCUGUUUGCACAAACAUUCUAACGAGGAUAAGAAAAUAGUUGGCACACGAAUGACAAGAUUAUAUGACUAAUUGUUCUAGUGAUGAUCUACCUUUAUUUUUCAUCAAGAUAAGAAAUCAGUGUCUUUUCUAUCCGUCCGCUAAAUAUAGAGCUAAGUGUUUUCACGUCUGUGUUGAUCGACAGUUUCACCAUUUAUCAGACGGGAAUACAUGUACCACGAUGGUAGACCAGUUACAUGAACUUUUGUUUUUUAUGUUCAGUUAAAAGAAAGGUGGUCAUAAGCCCUAGUGUUUGACGGGAGUCGUGUGUUUACGAUUUUUUAAGAUGGCGCUGAAAUCUUUAAUGUUUCAGUCAGUUGUUGCGCUAAUUAACCUGUGUCUCAUAAUGGCCUCCAGUAUACAGUCCAUGGAUCAGAGUUGUGUUCUGAGUUUAGUGGUCCCACGGGAUAAAAUAAAAACCUCGUGUUCUGUGGACGGAACGGUGAAACGCCGCAUGAACACCAUGGAAACAAAAAUAAAUAUUUAUAAACAACAAGUUCUCGAACUAGAGACACAAAUACACAAAGAAAGACUUCUGAAUAAUGACAAAAUUAUGAGUUUGGAAACCAUGUUGUCCAAGGUUGAUAAACUAGAGGAAAUAGAAAAAAGAGUUUCGUAUCUCGAAAAUAAUCAACGAAGAACAGUAAGUGAUUUUGGACGUAACGACAAACAAUACAAAUUCUCCAAUGAGGACGCAGAUAUGACCAGUGACCAGUCCCUCAGUCCAAUGACCAACUGGGGAAAGUUUACAAAACCUGAAAAAAAUACUAAAUCGGAGAGGGAAGUAAAAUUGCUGGAAGAGCUAGAAAAUAUGAAGAGGACAAUUAACGACACUGGAAAAAAUAUUCUUAAUAAAGUUGAAGACGUAUUGAAAAAUGUGACAAACACUGUAAAAUUAAAUAAAACAUUUUCAAAUAGUUUGGAGGAUGCCAUCGAUAAUGAGACAGGGUCAACUUUCGGAGAAUUUGUUCCAGACGAAAACAAUAACCACAUACCAUUACAAAACGAUCAACCAUUGAAACUCACCAAAAAUGUUUCAAAUGACACAGAGAUUGGCGACAAUUUAGCAGGAAAUUUUCCCGAUACCAAGAUGAAGAUAGAGAACAAUCAUAUUCCGACUGGUCGAAACACUAUGAUUGUACAGUUGGAAGAAAUGCUAAAAAAAGAAAUUAAAGAUGUUUUAAAUAAUCAAAUAGAAGCCGUCAUAAGCCUUGUCAAAAAACAACAGUCAGUUCACGAUACCUAUGAUGAGGAAGUUGACAACUUGUCAGAUCAGCAUCUGUCGGACGUGAAAUAUCUUAACGACAAACUCACUACUGUAGAACUCACUAUCACAUCCAUCACGCAGACAAUGGAUGAUUUUUACAGUAAAACAGUCAAACUACAACCUCUGCCAACGCUGUUUGAAGAAUUAAAGAAAAAUUUAACAGAGAAUUCAGUAACCAAGUCUACAGGAGACAGUCAAUCAACUAUAGAAACACUGGAUGAACAUGCCAAAACACUACGGAAGAUGGAGCGGCUUGCAGAAAUUUUCCAAAGAUCUCUAGAACAUUACAGAAAUGAAAGUAAAGCUACUUAUGCAGAACUUGAGAGAAAGAUAUCUUCUGAAUCAAACAUGAUGAAAACUCUCCGUGAAACUGUUGUUAAAAAUGUCGGCGCGAUCAUUGAUACUCAAAUAGCACAUCAAAACACCACAAUAAAAAGUCAGCUGACAGAAAUGCAAAGUCUGCUAACGAGUUUGGAAGACCAGAACGUUCUGAUGCAAGUGGAUUUGGGUACCACCGAACGGAAACUGAAAACAAAGAUGUCCAAGAUCGACCAAGAUCUGAAGAUAGCUAAACAAGAUAUCCAAAGUUUAGGCUUUUCACAAGGCAAGGUGCAGAAAAAGCAGGAGUCCCUAGAGAAACAAGUGAUCAGCUUCCAAGCCAAUAACGAUGUGAAAAAAAGACUUGAUAUGUUGGAAUUGGAAUUUAAAUUAAGUUUAACGAGUGACUGGGUGGAGUAUCAAUUUUCAUAUGACAGCUCACGCACGGACUGUUUUGGACAACAGUUCAUCAAAAGAACCAAAUACAAAGUUGGUAGAUUUGUUGGAGUAGUAUUGUGUGACAAAAAUCGUUAUAAAAUUCUCUUAGGUCAGAAUUUGAUGGACAAGUUUUUGAGUAUUGGUGAUGAGGGUGGAUUAGGACAGGAUCACUGUGAAUAUGUUGGUAGUAAUCCUAAUGCUAUUGUAACAAUCAGUAAUCUCAAUAAGUCCUUUAAGCAAGAUAAAGGUUAUAUUCGGUCUAACUGGGGAGACGAACCACGAAUUGGACUUUUAGGCUUUUUACAUCACUCACCUUUUUGGUACGAAUGUGGAAUAACGAUCCCUUGAAUACGGACAUCUAACUGGCCAAAAAGUGUGAAAGAGGAAAUGUGUGAAUUGUCAGUGUUUUCAUCAGACGGCAAACGAUGGAAUAUGUGAUAUGUGUACAUACUAUUUUACAGAGAUCGGAUAUCAUAAAAAAAAUUUUUAUUGGUGUUGUUAUAGUGACUAAUAAUUCAGCUGGACAAUGGCAAUCCAACUAUUUCAAUCCCACAGUAAAACAUUGCAACAAAGUUAGAAAAGGACAUCUUUAUAUACUCCUUUCUGUGGAAUAUUCUGAAAAAUUGUAAACACAUAAUGUUUUCUCAAGGAAAUAACAGAUAAGGAUUAAAAUUAAAAGACUGUUGACUACAAAAGAUUAUAUUGUGUUUGUGAAUUGUGUUUCAAACCAAUUUGUGGCGUUUUUUAAGACAACAGUCAGAAUUAGCAGACAACUAGAAACAAAGUUUAAAUUCACCAGAAUACAAUAAGUGUAAAUAUGUACAGUUAUAUUCUAAAUUUCAAGGAACUUUUUUCAUGGCAAUGAAACUUAUUUACUUACGAUGAAGCUUAAUACUAAAACUGAGCAUAAUCCUGUGAGCACCACCAUAAAAAUGGUUGAUAACUUGUGCCGUACAAUUUUGAAAACUUUUCUAUCAAACUUAAUUCAAUGAGAAGUCAGGCAGCAUUAGAAUUUAGCAUAAAUUUGACUUUUAUGGUGGUUUUAGGGGCUUCUUAAGAAGAGCUUUUUGUUUGCCGGAUUUCAAUACCUCAAUUGUUAUCUUUGGUUCAAUAACCAUAAUCUUUUUUGAACUCUAAGCUCUCAUUUUAAAUAAGGUAAAUCUUAUAGGAUAUUUAUGGCCUUCAUACCAAUAGAUUUUAGUUUCUGGAUUUGACUAACUUAACUAAUAAUUAUCUAUUGUUCAAAAACCCAUGAAUAAAAUUCCAAGGUUUUUUUGAGGGGGCGUUAUUUCAUCUAUAACUCUUUUAAACAAACCGUCUCCAGCAAGUUCUGCUGAACCAAUAUGAUAGGUCUCUUUUUAAUACGACAGAGUCCAAUCCAGAAGAGGAAUUGCCGUUGCUAUUUUUAUUUCGUUUUUCUUAAUUAAAUGUUCAAUAUCAAAUAGGAGUGCAUUUUAGUAUGGAUUAAGCGAUGGAAAAUUUGAUAUUAGUGACUUAUAUAUCAGUUUUCUGGCAUGCAAAUUGUCUGACAGGUAAUUCUGACACCCUGACACUGACUGGCAAAAAUAAAGCCCAAGGCCCGGAAAUGAGGAUUUUAGUUGUACAUGUACCUGAGAAAAUGGCAGCAUCUGUUAAACUAAUAUCUGACAUUUUAAACCAUGUGCCAAUCAUGUAUAUUUAAUGACAGACACCAGAGGGGUUGUACAUGAUCAAUCCUGAAUUUGUGCUUUUGACAUAUGCCUGGCAAUGUCUGAUGCUUCUGCCUGGCAAUGUCUGAGACUUGUGCCCAGCAAUGUCUGAGACUUGUGCCCGGCAAUGUCUGGGACUUGCACUGGGCAAUGUCCGAGACUUGUGCCUGGCAAUGUCUGAGACUUGUGCCCGGCAAUGUCUGAGACUUGUGCUCAGCAAUGUCUGAGCUUUGUGCCUUAUUUCCAGGCUUGUAAGCCCAGAUUAGAGCUCUGGUUUAUUGUACAAAAACCAUUUUAUACAUGUUCAUACAAGAUUAUGUUUAUCUCUAGUCUAAUGUAAGCAAGUGCAAUAUAGUAUUUCUUUUUUACUUAUAUUAUUAAUAAAAACAUAUUUUGUUUAUUUAGUGCUAUGUAAUUGAAAUUGGCAUUAUAUUUGUAUAUUCAUAAUGUCAAUGCUUUCAAUGGGCAGAGAAUUUAUAGCAUGAAAGAUAUUUUUACAUUUUUUAGUCUUUUUAAUUUUUAUAGCUAAAUUAAUAUUUUGUUCAGUUUUGUUAUUAAUAAAACUCUAAGUUUUCCUUUGUUAUAACUUUUUAAGAAUUUAAAAGUUAAAAAUCUCUCAAUUAUUUUAUUAAGGAGUACAGUAUGAUUUACUGAAACCUAAUGAUAUAAUUCUAGGGAGAAAAAUGGCAACAAAACAUCAAAGGAAACAUACAUACAUUUGUUUAUUUCAUUCUAGAUUUUUGUUUAUAUUUAAUAUUUUGGAAGACAUUGUAUAAUGGAUUUUAAAUAUUUUCAUUAAAAUUUAUUAUUUUUGGAGAAAUUAUUUAAUUGAUCAAAGAAAGGGUUAUCAAUCAUGUCAGUGUCUAACUCAUUUACGGUGUAGGUUAGAAACUCAUCAGGUUAACUGAUUAACCAUGUAGGUUUCUACCUAGCCCACUAUGUACGAGUUUAGAAAAUAACCCGGUUAACUGAUUAACGAUGUAGGUUUCUACCUCAUCCACUAUAUAGGUCAGAAACUGACCAGGUUAACUGAUUAACCAUGUAGGUUUCUACUUCAUCCACUUUGUAGGUUAGAAACUCAUCAGGUUAACUGAUUAACCAUGUAGGUUUCUACCUCACCCACUAUGUACGAGCUUAGAAAAUAAUCCGGUUUACUGAUUAAUGAUGUAGGUUACUACCUCAUCCACUAUUUAGGUCAGAAACGGACCUGGUUAACCAUGUAGGUGUCUACCUCAUUCACGGUGUAGGCCAGAAACUGACAUGGUCAUUAACUGUAGUUAACCAUGUUAUAACUCAACAACCAAGUUGGUUAGAAACAGGCACAAGUUGUUAACUGAUUAACCAUGCAUUUCCCAAUUAAUGUUGUAGAUGAACUGAUUAACUAAGUGCCUUAUAAAACAUACAUUAUGCAAGAGCUAAAUCUUCCAAUUGCAGGUCUUUCUUUAGGCCUGAAAUGUUUUCUAUAUUAAUUACACAUUAAUUACCUUUAUCCAGACCAUAAUCAACUCUCGAUGGCAUCGGAUUUCUCCGAUAUUAAAUAGAGUAGAACCGUUCAGCCAUAUUUUGAUUUAAGCUAAAAAUGGAGGAGCAAGACUUAGCUUCGAACAACCAGUACGGUGGUUGAAAUUAUUGCACACGUCUUUUCAAACCUUCAAAGGCUAAUAUUUUCGCUCGCAAUAGAGUAAUUUGAAUGAAAUUUUCAAAUUAUUAAUUUUACAUUAUCUAUUUUCAAACUAUUAUAGCAAGAAUGGUUGGCUCUUUAUCUAAAUCUUACAUAAUGUUUCUUUAACUAAUGAACAAUGCAGAUUGUUAAUUGAUAACUAUGUAGAUUAUUUAACUAAUCAAUGUCAUAAUGGUAAUGAUUUCGUUGCAAAAAAUUAAAUACUGUAGCUCUUAUUGCCUGAUGAUAUUCCUAAAUGUAAAUCCAGCACCUUCUAUAAUUUGUUGUUGGCGUGCUGCUACAAAGUAUACAAGAGAAAUGAGUUUUAGAUUAAAGGUAAACAUGUGUCUAUCAUUAACAAACAUGUCCUGCACACUUUUAUUUACAUGUUUACAGUUAAAUUUCUCCAAGAAAAACAUUAUGUCAGCAAAAAAUAUCAAGUGCCUUUUAAAUUAAAUUAUGAAAUAAAGUAUUUGAAGUUUUUUAAUGUUGGUUAAAAAAUGUGUUUUCAAUUGUUGCACAAUAGAUCUAUAGUGUUUGGAAAUGAAAUGGUAAAAUUUUGUUUAGAAGACAAUGGUGUAUUGUGUGUUUAUUUGGAUAUUAAGUUGAUGUAUAUACAUUGUAAGUAAUAACAAACAUGUAAGCGACAUAUAGCAAGGUUUUAAAGGCUCAAUACCAGUCUUGUUGUAACUGAAUAAUAUGUCCCAAUCUUUAUUCUGGUCAUAAAAUUGCACUAUUUUACAAUAUUCAUAUUAAUUGAUGAUAUAAAUUUCAUCUUAACACACCUAAUUUAAAAAACUGGAAAAAUUCAACUAAAUGAUUUGAAAAGCCUAACGUAAACCUAUUCAAAUAUGACUUGGAUUUAAAAAUAUUUUCUAACCCUCUGAACAAGUAAAAUAGGAUUUAAUGGAUAAUUUACACAACAGGUAAGACACUAACACAUCUAGUACUUAGAAUAAGGCUAUUUUUCUAUUUUCUGGAGCUAUCAAGCCAGCAAGAGUGUUAUUGUCCCUUUAAAAUAAAAAGGAAAAGAAUUGUCUGUUUCCUUUUGAGUGAAGCAUGUAUCAUUAUAGGUUAUGGACUCUACAGUGCUGUGGACACUUACAGUAGUAAAUUAUUUUGAGUUACACGUUUGUCGUUUAUUGCUUGCGAUAUCUGUGUGUACUGUGUGUUUUGUUCGCAGGUUUGUCUCAUAGGCUUUUGUUUUCUGUGGUGCAGUCCUCUUGCCCUUUUUAUUAAAAAUGAUGUCUCAAUACACCUCACAAACAUUAUAACAUUUGAAAUUAAUUUGAAGACCUCGCUAGAUUCUAGCAAAAUACAAAGGAAAUCAAUUAUCUGUUUCUUAAAAAUGAUUUCCAAGGCAAAUCAAAGGCAAUGUGGCUUUAAUUGCUGCUCUUGCUUUAUUUUUGCCCCACUUCACACAUUUUCUACAUUUUCAUUGCAUUUGUGUCAAAAUUAAUCCAAUUAUGAAAGAUUUAAACAUUAUUCCAUAUAAUUCUAAGUAAAUGUUUGAUUCAUAUUUUAUAAGCAUAAUCAACCCAGUAGGAUUUGUUAUCAAUGUAAAUGUACUGUUAAGCAUGAGAUUUAGUUGAGAAUGUUUACCGCUAUGUUUGAUUCUUAUUUUAUAAGCAUAAUCAACCCAGUAGGAUUUGUUAUCAAUGUAAAUGUACUGUUAAGCAUGAGAUUUAGUUGAGAAUGUUUACCGCGAUGUUUGAUUCAUAUUUUAUAAGCAUAAUCAACCCAGUAGGAUUUGUUAUCAAUGUAAAUGUACUGUUAAGCAUGAGAUUUAGUUGAGAAUGUUUACCGCGAUGUUUGAUUCUUAUUUUAUAAGUAUAAUCAACUCAGUAGGAUUUGUUAUCAAUGUAAAUGUACUACUAAGCAUGAGAUUUGGUUGAGAAUGCUUACCGCGAUGUUUGAUUCUUAUUUUAUAAGCAUAAUCAACUCAGUAGGAUUUUUAUCAAUGUAAAUGUACUAUUAAGCGUGAGAUUUGGUUGAGAAUGUUUACCAUCAUGUUUGGGUGUGAUACAUACAGUGCCAGACGGCAAUUUAUUUAUUCAGGAUAUACAGCUGUUUCUUUCCACGUCUGCCAAUCCUUUCAAUCUUUUUUCACUUCGUUAACUUUCAAUGGACUGGUGAAUUUAUUUUCGAAAUAAAAUUUCAUAUGUGCAGACUGUCAGUUUGGUGCGGCUCUUGAUUUAAAAUGAUAAAUAAAAUUUGCCCACAUGGCAGACACAACCAUCUGAACAUAUACAAACUGCACAUUAAUCUGUUGAAUAAUUUUAAGAAUAAGCUAAAAUUUCAUAUGACAUUCGGUGAAUUGCGUAAAGCGUUGCUUGUGUAACCGACGCUACUAUUUCAACAUGUACACAAACUUGAUAUUAAGCCAUUGUCAAUUAAAAGGAAAUAAACAGACUCUUAAAUCAGGUAUAGAAUUAUAAAUAAAUUAACAACAGAC
Messenger RNA from Patella vulgata (common limpet), 8581 nucleotides. RefSeq lists its product as uncharacterized. Lineage: Eukaryota; Metazoa; Mollusca; Gastropoda; Patellidae. Bases 1042 to 3126 code for a protein of 694 amino acids. The transcript has 3 exons. The record is from RefSeq and is a predicted model, not a curated record.